AUGCUUGUGGGGCUGCCUGGCGGUGGCCUCAACAUUCUGACCACUUGGUUCGGGGCUUUUGUCCCGCGUCUGGUCAAGAGCAAGUACAGUAGAACAUGUACAGCCCUUUUCUUGUGCUGCAUACCCCUUUUGGGUGCCAUAUUGCUUGCGACGCUGCCUGCCUCCAAGUCUUGGGGCAUCGUUGUGUCAACCUGGAUGGCGAAUGCCGUCACUUGCUUGCUCAGCAGCUGCUCGGCUCUCAUGGCUAGCAACGUAAAAGGAAACACCAAGAAGUCGUCGACCACGACAAUGUUCUUCGUGGCCUACUGCGUCGGCUGUAUCAUUUCACCUCAAGCUUGGACCGAGGAUGAUGCGCCCCGGUAUCUCAAGGGAUGCAUUCUUAGCAUUGCUUCGUUGGUUUACCUGAUGAUUACGUUGGUCGUCUACGCAUUUCUUCUGGACAAGGAAAAUAAAUUGCGGGAUAGAAAGGCGGCAGAGGGUCACGUUGACUACAUGGUGGAAUCACAAGGGCGUGCUGAGGGCAUUCAGAGUGGCGUGGCCAUUGAUUCAGACUUAACCGAUCGCCAGGACAAAGCCUUCCGAUACAUCCUGUAA
Fusarium odoratissimum NRRL 54006 is the source of this 594-nucleotide messenger RNA. RefSeq lists its product as uncharacterized. Gene Ontology annotation, cellular component: plasma membrane. NCBI's taxonomy places the organism in Eukaryota, Fungi, Ascomycota, Sordariomycetes, Hypocreales, Nectriaceae. The transcript has a single exon. Gene Ontology annotation, biological process: tripeptide transport; allantoate transport; dipeptide transport. The coding region runs from base 1 to 594 and encodes 197 amino acids. The record is from RefSeq and is a predicted model, not a curated record. Gene Ontology annotation, molecular function: allantoate transmembrane transporter activity; dipeptide transmembrane transporter activity.